Messenger RNA from Prorocentrum cordatum, 2749 nucleotides. NCBI's taxonomy places the organism in Eukaryota, Dinophyceae, Prorocentrales, Prorocentraceae. The record is from the annotation of a GenBank genome assembly.
GUGGCGGGGGCUCUGGGGCGCAGCCGCCCAAGCUCUCGCCCGAGGCCCGCGACCGCUUCAUGGCCCUCAGCGACGACGACUUCGAGCUGCUGUCCGUCACGCUGGCCGCCAGCGACAAGCACAGCCUGCGACAGUCGCGCUUCUUGCUGCAGCAGCAGCUGGGCGCGCUGUCCGAUGUCAAGUCCGUCAAGUCUGCGCAGGUCGCAGCCGACGAGGCCUGCAAGCGGCUCCAGCAGGCCAAGGCGGACUACAACAAGAAGCAGAAGAUGGUUACGGAGGCGCUGCAGGCAGCGUUCCAGCAGAAGGAGAAGGUCGCGCAGCUGCAGCUCGAGCUGGACGAGGCCGUCUCCAAGGCGAAGGCCGCGCUCGCCAACGGCGCCGAGCCCAAGCCAGCUGCUGGAGGAGCAGAUCUCAGCGGCAUCCUCGGCAACGUGGAGAAGCUCAGGACGCUCGUGGGAACCUCUUCGGAGAGCCAGGGCGUCCAACUUCCAGAGUCCUUGCUGGGACCUCUCCAAGCGCUGCUGGCAGGUGUGUCCGCGCUUGCCGCGCCACCUGAACCAGUCGCUGCUGGAGGAUGCGAUGGAGGAGCUGCACCUGCAGGCCGCGCUGCCGCCGCCGCUGGGGCAGCCGACGAUGCCGCUGAGAAGCCCGUGGGCAAGUCCGAGGACAUGGACCUGGAGAGCGACCCCCUGGCCUUCGCGACGGGCGACACCUUCAAGGCCGCGGCGGAGGACUUCAUCGGCACGGACGCGGAGAAGCGGAAGUUCCUCGAGGAGUUGCAGACCCACCUGCAGCAACAGCACGUCGCCGCGAUGGUGACCAGCAUCAGCGUGGUCAGCGGGUCGCCCGUCUACCCGCACAAGCCAGUCAUCCUGGAGCUGGAGGCGUGUCGCCAACGGCCGUGGGUUCGGGUCGUGCCAGUGCCCAAGCCCUUCCCUGUCCAGCGGCCUGCUGGAUGUGCUCGCGUCGCACACGGCGACCGCUGGGCCGAGAUCGGUCACGAGCUGCAGAGCGUGCUGGCAGGCGCGCAGGAGUCGGAGUGCCUGGACGUUUCCCGUGGGACCUCACCGCCGCCCGUUGCGGGGCCCGUGAGUGAGGGAAGAUCGUGCCACUUGGAGGAGUGUGUGCGGGAUCAGGUCAAGGGUAGCACCGACGUCGAGGGUAACCUCACCGCCGCAUGGCAGAGGUUCCUCGACGCAGCCGAGGACGAGUGGAUCGACAUCUACCAGGUCGAGGAGGACAGUUUCAAGCACAAGGGGCGAGCUCGCCCCGUGGAGCCACGUUGGCUUCGGCGGCUGCCCGUGAGUGGCGCCAGCUGGCCGCGGGUCUCGGCUGAGGCGACAUGGAUGCACCGCGCUGCCAGCCUGCUGCGGGACAUCGCCGACGUGGAGCAGCCCAACGCGCGUCUCGACGCUCUUCGAGGUGCGCGGAGGCUGCUAGACAGAGCCCCAGCCACAGUGAAGGCGGCACCUGAUGCUGGCGAGGUUCUGUCCUGCCCUCAGGUGUUGCCCCAAGCUGUUGCAUGGUGGUCGCUGCUUAGCAACUUGCGCUUGGCGGCGCUGACCCCCGCUGAGCUGCUGCAGCUGCACGCUGGGGCGCAAGCGGUGGCGCUCGACAUGGCUGAGAAGGACAUGGCCCAGCGCACCGUCCAGUUCCAGCACUGGGUCGAGAAGCAGGCCGAAGGCGGUGGAGGUGGUCUACAUGCGGUGUCCCGCCUGCCCGUCGGGUUCGACUCCAGCCCGUACGGCGACGCCGUGGGCGACCAGGACGCCGACGACCACCAGCAGCUGUUCGAGCCCAUGGACCUGGGGCAGCAGGUCACGGCGCUGGAGGGCGUCUUCGGUCGGCAGCUGGCUGUCAUGGAGGCCAAGGCUCCUCCCUGCCCCAGUUGUCCGCAGUGUCCUGCGAUACCGACGCUGCCGGCCUGCACCGCUUGCCCCGGCGCCCCCGCGCCAUUUGCCUCGCCGUCGGCCACCGGCGGACCCGCGGCGCUUCCCGACCUGCGCCUGGUCGUGGCCUUCGCGGGCUUGCUGGUCCUGGCGAGCUGCGGGUACUUGGGCGCGGCCCUGGUGACGGUGUGGGGCGCAGGACGCCCGCUCGGAGUACGCGCGAACACGGCCGCGGCGGCGGCAGAGAGCGUCAAGCCGAUACAGGACCAGGAGGCCGAGCUCGGCAACCUUGCCCAGGGCCUCGGGAUCGAGGCUGGGGAUUUCGGAGCUGAUCAAUAUACCGUGCCAGGCGCUCGUCUGUAUCACGAAGGGCUCGUUCUCAUCGAGCCAGGCGCUGGCACUACCGCGAGCAUGCUGACGCCAGGCGGCGAGAACUACGAGGAGGAUUGGAUGCAGUGGCCGGACAUCGUAUGGCACGGACUGGUCCUUGGAGGGGUUUGCGGCGGCGCUGCACGGCCAGGCGCCGGAGGGCUCGCGGUGCCUGUCUACCGCUUCCAGCACGUGCGCACGCCCGCAGUCUUCCAGGCGCUGGCGCUGUUCCCGCCGCCCUCGCGGGCGCUGCCGGACAUGGUCUUCCCGCUGUCGGCGCUGCAGUUGGUGCGCUGGCCGCUGCCCUCGGCCCCGCGCCUGGAGCUCCAGUCGCUGCCGGGCCAGCCGCAGGAGGAGUGGUUCUACCUGGCGCAGGCGCCGCGGGCGGCUUCCCGCAGGUUGCCGGGGCGGUGGCUGCUGGCGCGCCCGUGGUGGCACCUCUGCCCGUGGGGCCUGGCGGUGUGCUGGUGCCCGCUGGAGCUGCUCCUGCC